Messenger RNA from Onychostoma macrolepis, 1237 nucleotides. Its product is annotated as small ribosomal subunit protein RACK1-like. Gene Ontology annotation, biological process: positive regulation of protein phosphorylation; rescue of stalled cytosolic ribosome. Gene Ontology annotation, molecular function: protein kinase C binding; translation regulator activity; ribosome binding. The transcript is spliced from 8 exons. NCBI's taxonomy places the organism in Eukaryota, Metazoa, Chordata, Actinopteri, Cypriniformes, Cyprinidae. Bases 101 to 1054 code for a protein of 317 amino acids. Gene Ontology annotation, cellular component: nucleus; cytosol. The record is from RefSeq and is a predicted model, not a curated record.
GCGUGGAUCCGGUCCUUUUCCUGCGCUGUAAACUUGAGUAAAGCGGCUCUUCAGCCCAUCCGACUCAAUCUACAGCCAUCGACCGGGACCGACCGCCGAAAUGACCGAGCAGAUGACCGUGAGAGGGACCCUGAAGGGCCACAACGGCUGGGUGACCCAGAUCGCCACGACGCCGCAGUUUCCGGACAUGAUUCUGUCCGCGUCCAGAGAUAAGACCAUCAUCAUGUGGAAACUCACCCGCGACGAGACCAACUACGGCAUUCCUCAGCGAGCCCUGCGUGGACACUCACACUUCGUGAGCGACGUGGUCAUCUCAUCGGAUGGUCAGUUCGCCCUGUCGGGCUCGUGGGACGGGACCCUGCGUCUGUGGGACCUCACCACAGGAACCACAACCCGUCGGUUUGUGGGCCACACCAAAGACGUGCUGAGUGUGGCCUUCUCCGCUGAUAACCGGCAGAUCGUGUCCGGCUCUCGGGACAAAACCAUCAAGCUGUGGAACACGCUGGGCGUCUGCAAGUACACCAUUCAGGACGAGAGUCACACUGAGUGGGUUUCCUGCGUGCGUUUCUCUCCCAACAGCAGUAACCCCAUCAUCGUCUCCUGCGGCUGGGACAAGAUGGUGAAGGUGUGGAAUCUGGCCAACUGUAAGCUGAAGACCAAUCACAUCGGACACACCGGGUUCCUGAACACCGUCACUGUCUCCCCUGAUGGAUCCCUCUGCGCCUCUGGUGGAAAGGACGGACAGGCCAUGCUCUGGGAUCUGAACGAAGGCAAGCAUCUGUACACGCUGGACGGCGGUGAUGUCAUCAAUGCGCUCUGCUUCAGUCCCAACAGAUACUGGCUGUGUGCCGCCACAGGACCGAGCAUCAAGAUCUGGGAUCUGGAGGGAAAGAUCAUCGUUGAUGAGCUCAGACAGGAAGUCAUCACCACUAACAGCAAGGCUGAGCCGCCCCAGUGCACGUCUCUGGCAUGGUCUGCUGACGGACAGACUCUCUUUGCUGGAUACACAGACAACCUGAUCAGAGUUUGGCAGGUGACCAUCGGAACCCGAUAAAGAUGUACAUUUCCAAGAACAGAAUGCAAAAUAUGGAAAAUUGAAUUAAAAAAAAAAAAGAUAACACAAUUAAACUGAUUUUGUCCUUGUUAGUAUUUUUCUCUUGUAUUGAUGCCAAUUUGUACUACAUCAGUUCACCACAGUUAUUCUUUAUCUAAUAAAAAUCUAUCAUAUGUUAAUUUA